Messenger RNA from Cajanus cajan (pigeon pea), 1943 nucleotides. RefSeq names its product signal transducer, putative (DUF3550/UPF0682). Lineage: Eukaryota; Viridiplantae; Streptophyta; Magnoliopsida; Fabales; Fabaceae. Gene Ontology annotation, molecular function: transcription corepressor activity. The record is from RefSeq and is a predicted model, not a curated record. Gene Ontology annotation, biological process: DNA-templated transcription.
UUUCUUGACUCUCGUCUACAAAUCCGACAAGAAGUUCUCCAAAAUCAGAGACCUUCCUUUCUACCAACGCAGCAGGCAUGAUACAUACUUUUAUAAGGUGUUCAAGGUUUACACACAAUUAUGGAAGUUUCAGCAGGAGAAUCGGCAGAAGCUGGUUGAAGCUGGGCUUAGGAGAUGGGAGAUUGGUGAGAUAGCAUCUCGCAUUGGGCAACUGUAUUUUGGGCAGUACAUGCGCACAAGUGAUGCAAAUUAUCUGUCAGAGUCAUAUAUAUUCUAUGAAGCCAUAUUGACCCGGGAGUAUUUUAAGGAGGGGUUAUUUCAAGACGUGAAUAUUGCAAACAAACAAUUGAGGUUUCUUGCUAGAUUCAUAAUGGUGUGUUUGGUUUUGAACCGAAGGGAAAUGGUGCAGCAAUUGGUUAAUCAGCUUAAAGUGUUAGUUGAUGAAUGCAAGAGAACAUUCCAGGAAAGUGACUUUAAAGAAUGGAAGCUGGUGGUUCAGGAAAUAGUCAGAUUUUUAAAAGCUGACACUGCUUUUAUGAAUAUCAGGCCCUUGAGAUACAGUCUAGUUUUGGACCCUCAUCCCGAUACUUUACAGCAUGUUGCUGCUGCCAUCACAAAGCGACAUUUGAGACUACGAGAUGCUGUAUUAAGUAGCUUCCAUCUAAAUGAGGUAAAGUAUUCAGAACUCACGAUUGACACUUUUAGGAUGCUUCAAUGUUUGGAGUGGGAACCUAGUGGCUCAUUUUACCAGUCUAGUGGUUCAAAACUUAGUCAGAAUGGGGCUACUGGGACUAGUCGUAUUAGUUACAUCCAAGACAUUGCUGAUCCUACCUUACCAGCAAACCCACGAAAAGCUGUGUUAUACCGUCCUUCACUGACACAUUUUAUAGCUGUUCUUGCCACAAUAUGUGAGGAGCUUCCCCCUGAUGGUAUUCUCCUUGUGUAUUUGUCGGCUUCAGGAUCAUAUGGUGCUGCACAGAAUGAAUCUGGUUGCAUACAAUUUGGUCCUCGUGGAGAUAGAGGAUCAAACUGCAUAUAUCCAUCUGACUUUCUACCCUUUACUAGAAGACCACUUCUUUUAGUCAUUGAUAACGACAACAGCAAAGCUUUUAAGGUCAUAGCAGAAGCAGAAAAGGGAGAGUCAGUUGCUAUGCUCCUUUCUCCAAGCUGUUCACCUGCUGUGUCUGAUUACUCAUAUAAUUCAAAUGGGAGCCUAUUCACCAUGUUUCUUACAGCUCCACUACAAGCUUUCUGUCUGCUGCUUGGACUUUCAGGCACUGAUAUUGAUUUGGACACAUUUAACAAAGCUGAAAUGCUGCUCUCAUCUUCAUUAAAUAACUGGGGACUAGCAUUGGCAACAUCAGACACACUUAAUUCUGUUUGGGGACAAAUUUUAGGUGAUCCCUUCAUAAGGAGACUUCUUUUGAGAUUCAUAUUUUGCCAGGCAGUGUUGACCCUAUAUGCACCAGUUUACAAUGAAAACAAGUUCCUUCCAACAUGUGUCCCUUCUCUUCCGACACCUGUCCUGCCCCAAAGUUACUCAUAUCAGAGUGUAAUUCUGAAUUUAGCCAGCAUGUUCGGUGCAACUAAGCAUUUCAUCUUCUCAGAGGAUGUUCUUCCCAAAAAUAUACAAACCGACAUGAAUCAGUUAACUCUGUGAAGAUAACCAAAAGCUUCCCUUCAGAAGCAUAAUAAUGUUUUGUGCUUUUGACAAGAGAACCUCUAACGUGGAUUGAUGUUCAACUUGAUCAUUACAUGACAAGUUGCACGCUCGUGAAGAAUGGAAUUAGACCAGAGGGAAGGAAGUUUGAUAUAGGGAUCAGUGUUUUUGCAAAGAAACAACAUAUUUUUCUUUUACUACAACCAUUGUCAUGAUGAUUUAGUGUUUCUUCACUUAAAUGCUUCGCUUAUGUUUUGCAAUGAAUAGAAUUCUUGCUUUAGAA